UGUCAUGUGUGCUAUCCAAUUCGGAGAUCCAUAGACAUAUGCUCGUUUUGACCCGACCCAGGCCCAAACACAUCUCCAUCCCCCAGAAAUCGGAAAUCAAGGAGUAGAUCUCUUCCAAUUCGCCUCCGCCGUCGCCGCUCAAAUCCGAUCAAGGCCGGGUCUGCCCAAUUCGAUCUCCCUCCGCCCGCAGGGCCCUACCGGGUCACCGCCGGUUCUGAGCUCAUCGCCCUUGCCUUCUCCGGUGUCGCCGCUGCCGUCAAAGUCCGUGCCGCCGCUUCUCAGGCCGGGGUUCGUUGGGAAAGAGGAGAAGCCGAGCGGGGUCGGAGCACGUGAAGAGCGGCUUUAAGUCUAAGCCGGAUUUCAGAGGGCACAGACCGUGUCAGGAAAUGCUGUAAUAUGGUAACAGUUGAAUACCACAGAAGAUUUAAAUGGUGGAGUUUUUGUAUAUAUGCACCACCUUAUUAUCACCAUUUGCAAAGAAGAUUUUCCUUGUGGUCAAUGAAGAAAGAUCCUGAUCUUGAAUCCGCCCUGUCUAGGAACCAUAGAUGGAUGGUGAAUAAUCAGAUCAAGAACAUAAUCCUCAGAUGCCCCGAUCAAGUUGCGUCUGUUGAUCACAUCCAGAAGAAGUUCAAGAGCCUCGACCUUCAGGGGAAGGCGCCUAACUGGCUUAAGAAGUAUCCUUGUUGCUUUGAAGUAUAUCGUGAGAACAACCAGUACUUUUGUCGAUUGACAAAACGCAUGAAGUUCCUAGUUGAGGAGGAAGAAUCUGUUAAGGAUUUGCAGGAGCAUGUUUUUGUUGAGCGGCUGGCAAAGUUGUUGAUGAUGAGCAGAAACCAAAGGCUAAAUGUUUCGAAGGUGAACGAGUUGAAAAGGAAUUUCGGAUUUCCUGAUGAUUAUUUGCUCAGGAUUGUCCCCAAGCACACUGACAUGUUUCGGGUUGUGAACUAUACUGGGAGGCGGAGUUCAAUGGAUAUCGAGCUUAUUUCCUGGAAUCCGGAUUUUGCAGUUUCUGCAGUUGAGAAAUCAGCUAAGAAGAAGGGUUCUGAACCGUCCUUUUCAUGUUCGUUGCCAGCGACAUGGGUGAAGUCAUGGGAGAGAUUUCACGAGUUCAACUCGACUCCCUAUAUUUCGCCUUAUGCAGACUCGAGCGUUAUGGUGGAGGGGACGGUUGAAAUGGAUAAACGAAAUGUGGCUUUGGUGCAUGAAUUGCUGUCUAUGACUUUGUGGAAGAAACUCUCGAUUUCCAAAUUAGGCCAUUUCAAGAGAGAAUUCGGCUUUCCUGAGAAACUGAAUGUUUUGUUGCUAAAGCAUCCCGGUAUAUUCUACGUCUCAAACAAAUACAAGAUUUAUACAGUUCUUCUCAGGGAAGCAUACAAUGGCUCGGAAUUGAUGGAGAAGGAUCCGCUCGUUGUGGUAAAGAAUAAGUUUGGGGAACUGAUGCAGGAGGGGCUGCAUGAGUACAACCGGAGGCACUACUUAAUGAACUUAGAAAAGAAAAAGAAAAAAGGUGUUACAGCAGUUAGGCCUAUCGGAAGGAGUACAGGCGAUGGCGACAAUGUUUCUCAACAAAACGAUCAAGAAGUUGAUCUGCGAUGGAACGAUUGUUCUCGGGUUUGGGCGUGAAGAUUGAUCUUGAAAGGAAAAGAUGUUACAUUGGUGAGAUUACCAACUUAUUCAUACCUUGAGAAGAACAGCAUCGGCGGCAGGGAUAGCCUCGAACAUGUCUCCCCCGACAUAGCUCAAUUUAUCGGUGCUCUCCAAACCGGCCACGACAUGUGGGAGGUCAAGAACCACGCAUUUUAUGUCGGGCAAUGCAUCGACAAUGGCCUUAGCCAUCGUCCCGGUACCUCCCCCGACGUCGGCCAACGUCUCGAUUCCCUCGAACACGUGCUUGUAGUCUCGAACAAGUACAUGGGCCACGAGCCUCGAGUCACUGCUCAUAGCUUCUUCGAACAAACCAUCAGAGCCGGACUCGUGUGCCAUGUGCUCCCAGAUAAUGGACCCAUGCGCCGCCUCGAACGGCGUGAGGUGGCGCUUGUUGGUGAGCCAUUCGCUCAUAUGGUGCCAUGGCUCUGUGAAACUGGGGUCCAAAAUGAGCAGCACGAAAGGCACCACUGUCAGAGACGCCUCCCUCAAAAGGAGGCGCGAGGCUGGUGUGAGCCAAUAGCGCGCCUCCUCUUGACUGGUGUCUUCAAUGAAGAACUUGGAUUGGACCAAGACCCGCAUCAAACGGUGGAUACAUUGGGAUUUGGUGUUGUCGGCAUGUAAUGAUUCGACUAAUUGGGAAAGCGUGAUUGGGUGGCCGUGUUUGUGGAUGGCGUCGGGUAUGCCUAAUUGAAUAGCGCAUUUUAGGGACAUGGAGUUUACGAAGGCGAAUGUGUGGUUCCAAACAUAAGCUUGAGCUUCAAUAAGUUCAUCUGUGGACACUUCUCCAAUCUGAAAUGCCAUUUCUUCACUAUACAA
Molecule: messenger RNA, 2463 nt
Organism: Salvia miltiorrhiza (redroot sage)
Lineage: Eukaryota; Viridiplantae; Streptophyta; Magnoliopsida; Lamiales; Lamiaceae
Product: protein WHAT'S THIS FACTOR 1 homolog, chloroplastic
Exons: 4
Coding region: 397-1623 (408 amino acids)
Molecular function (GO): RNA binding
Source: RefSeq, a predicted model, not a curated record